This is a messenger RNA of Cryphonectria parasitica EP155, 2366 nucleotides long. RefSeq lists its product as uncharacterized. NCBI's taxonomy places the organism in Eukaryota, Fungi, Ascomycota, Sordariomycetes, Diaporthales, Cryphonectriaceae. The transcript has 2 exons. The record is from RefSeq and is a predicted model, not a curated record. The coding region runs from base 1 to 1938 and encodes 645 amino acids.
AUGAUCUUCUCGGCCCUCUCGCCCUCCCCAGACACCGACCAGGCUGUCGAAUAUCUUUACGAUGACUCGCAACUCCAGCCGCCUUCUCCCGAGCCUCCAGACCUUCGUGACCUCAACAACAGCCUCGAGGCUCUCACCGCCGUCUUUCCCGAUGUGCAGAUCGAGGUGUUUCGAGAGAUGCUCUCCAGCUUCGACCAGGAGUCUAGGCUCGCUGUGGUCGCAGACGCUCUGCUCAAAAACAGGAUUGGAUGGGUCAAAGGGCGCUGGAGGAGCACCGCUGGCCCUACAAAGUCUACACUUACGUCAUCUUUGGCAGGCGAGAAGAUCACUCUCGUGCCUCCUGCCGAGACAUUCAAAAGCCCCGAGUACAUAGCAGCGACGAAAGGCCUGGCCUGGCACGAGUUCAGGGGCCUGCCUCGCUCAACAAUCAACGCUGUCCUGGCCGAGUGCAACUACUCGUACCUCGAAGCGAGACGGACCCUCGUGGAUCUAUCACAGAAGUCAUGGAGGUUCACGUUGUCCUCUUUGGUGUAUCGGAGGAAACCCGUCACUUCGGCCGAAGCAGAAGGUCAUCCACUAGUCGUAUGGAAAUCUACCGGCCAAGGGUCGAUUGUGCCCUCUCUUAGGUCCACUGGCAACGCAGAGCUCGACCGCGAGCUGUUUCAGGAGCUGGUGGUGCCGUUGAAGAAGGCUGCCCGAGAGAAGUUAGAGGAAGAGGACCUGAAGUGCGCCGCAGCCAUGAAUAUGGAGGAGGCAGAGGCGGAAAAUCAGACCCACGAAUGUUGUUGUUGCUUCACCGACAGCCCUUUCGAAGACUUCACUGCCUGCAGCAACGACGGACACAUGAUAUGCGUCAGAUGCGUGCACCUCUCCAUCAACGAGGCCAUCUUUGGACAGGGCUGGGCAAAAUCUAUCAUCCCGCAGACUGGUACGCUCCGGUGUCCAGCAGUGCCCACAACCACCAGCGCAGACCCUUGCGACGGCUGGAUCCCCUCGGACCAGAUGCACCGCGCAAUGCUUGGCGUCAAGAAGGGUGCCUCGAUCAUGCUGAAGCUCGAACAGCGGCUUGCCGACCAUAACCUCUCUGCGUCAGGGCUCCCCGUCAUCCGCUGCCCCUUCUGCGACUACGCCGAGGUGGAUGACAUCUACGUCGAGGGCCGCCUGCGCCUCAAGAUCGAGAACCUGCACAACGUCGUCCUUGUCUGUCUCGUCCUUGCCUUUACGCCCUUUCUGCUGGCUGUGACACUGCUCUCGCUCUUCCUUGCGCUGCUCUUUAGCUCAGAGCAGACGUUCGGCGACCGGGUGAUGGCGGAACUCUACGCCAGCGUCGCAAGGCACCGGCGCCGCCAGCGCGGGCUACGGUUCACAUGCCAGUCUCCAGCGUGCGGGAGGGCAUCGUGUCUCAGCUGUGGAAAGGCCUGGACGGAUAUUCACGUGUGCCACGAAUCCAGCCUUGUCGCGCUGCGCACACAGGUCGAACAGGCCAUGAGCAUGGCCGUCAAGCGGGUAUGUCCGCGCUGCAAUGCCUCCUUUGUGAAGACCGCAGGCUGCAAUAAAAUGACUUGCCAGUGCGGGUACAAAAUGUGUUACGUGUGUCGGCGAGACAUUGGCGGGCAGGAGGGGGAAGAUGCGGGCUACCAGCACUUCUGCCAGCACUUCAGGCCGCAGGGCGACGGGCGACCAUGUACGAGCUGCAACAAGUGCAACCUCUGGGAGAAGGAGGAUACCGACGCCGUACUGCAGAAGGCAAAGGAGGAGGUGGAGCGGAAGUGGAAGAAGAUGGAGAAUCGCGACUUGAGCGGGGCUGAGAUGGCGUUCCUCGAGACAGGCGUCGCUGUCAAGGGGAAAGACCAGGGACUCGAGGCCGCUCUGGUUCAUGGGAGGCUUCCAACCAUUGCCGAGAUUUGCGAUAUGAUUGUCGGGAAUCUCUUUGCUUGAAAGUUGGGGUUUGACGGACAUUGGACCCAACACGACCUUCGGGGGCAUCCUUGCUUGUGUUUAUCUUCAUUUAUCUGUCUUUCUUCCUUCUUCUUUUUAUUCUUGUCUUCUCCAUUCCUGGUGGGGUUUUUAAAGUAAUAAGCUUCAGAUGGUGACUACACAAAGGACAAACAGCACAGAACGUCGAGGCACGACAGACAACGGUGGGAUAUUCGGCGUAACGGAUGGCGGGCUGGUGGGAAUAGGUUUGGCCUCUCGGUUAUUGCACAGGUUUGUUCAGCGUUCUUACAGCAUGGGGCUAAGAGGCACAUAUAGCAUGAGAUCCAGGAAGCAAGACAUUGUGAGCAUCGCGUGAAAGAUGGCGAAUACGCUCCUCCUUACAAAGUUUAAUCGUCGAUACGGGAACGAAGCAAUAGAGUCAAUCCCUU